Messenger RNA from Triticum turgidum subsp. durum (durum wheat), 1134 nucleotides. The record is from the annotation of a GenBank genome assembly. Lineage: Eukaryota; Viridiplantae; Streptophyta; Magnoliopsida; Poales; Poaceae.
AUGCAAUUCUACUUGGGAGAUGAGUCCAUUUUCAUUGGCCAGACUGUUGCCAACACCAUAGCAACACAAAAGGUUGCUUCAGUUGAGUUUACAAUCAUGACGAAGGUGCGCAAAAAGAUUACCAAUAAUGGGCUGCUCACUUAUGGGAGGCAGUUCAUGUCAUUUUUUGAUUCGUGCCCAAACACAUUUGGUGGUCUUGCAUGCCUCAUGCUAGAGAAUUUGAGGUUAGGCGAAUCAUACUUCCCCAAAAUUUUCAGUGUAUGCAAGCAACUGGAGUUACUCCGCCUCUACCACUGUGAUAUGGGCAUCGACUCUUUGUUGGAAGUGGAACACCCACAACUCAGUGAACUAGUGAUUGCCUGUAGCAGGCUUAUUAAGAGGGUUGAUCUGAAGUGGUUACCAAAACUCACAGUACUGAAAUUUAAUGUAUUUAGAUCUCAAGAUGACCCCUUCUGUCUUGGCUAUGUCCCACUGCUCCAGACUGUGACCAUCAUUAAUACUGGUUUUGCUUGGCACAAGAUGCUCAAGUUUAGUGAGUUGCUGGGUAAAACCGGCAUAAGCAACCUGCAUUUGGACUUCAGAAGCGAAAAGAUUUGGGUCAAACCGGAAGGUCAAAGACAAUUGUUACCGGUGUUCCACAAACUAACGCUUGUGAAUUUGCUUAACAUUUCUGAAGAAUGUGAUUUGACUUGGAUAAUGUUCAUACUCCAAGGUGCACCCACCCUUAAGGAACUACGCAUCUUGGUGCGGGAUCAUUUAUGUGAAAUGAUUUCGGGGGAGCAGAGGAAAAAAUUUGUGUUUAGCGAGGAGAAGGACAAUGGACUAGAGUGGGAACCUGCACCUGAUUUCAAGCACCACAACCUUGCCGAGCUCAGAAUGUAUGGGAGGUUUCGAGCACAAGACAACAUCGUGCGCUUUGUCAGGAAUGUCAUGGAAGCAACGGUGAAUCUGGAGGACAUAAAACUUUUUAAGAGUCCAGUGUGUGAGAACUGCAAGCACAUGCUUCAGGAGUGGACAUUGAUGGAGAAGUCGUCGCUUAGCCACAAACUCAACAUGGGGAUGCUGUCUUCGAACGUCCAGAUUCAGUUCCCGAGUUUAGGGAAAUUUCGUACAUGGUCAAAAUACUGCUCUUAA